Messenger RNA from Oreochromis niloticus (Nile tilapia), 2532 nucleotides. RefSeq lists its product as uncharacterized. The transcript has 23 exons. NCBI's taxonomy places the organism in Eukaryota, Metazoa, Chordata, Actinopteri, Cichliformes, Cichlidae. The coding region runs from base 1 to 2532 and encodes 843 amino acids. The record is from RefSeq and is a predicted model, not a curated record.
AUGGUUGAAGCAAAUCUGGGUCCAUUCGUCCAAUAUACAGCAUACUCUGACCUCAAAGACUUCAACAUCUCGACGCUGGAAGUUCUGGACCUUCUUUCACCAUCGCAGAAGGCUGAUCUGAUCCUAGAUCCAAACAGUGGUGCCUUAAACGAUGCACAUGUUGUAAGGGAGGUGUUGACGAGCUUGACGGAGACCAGUGAUUUUGAGCAGCUCAAAGAAUUUUUCGGGGCUUUUGCAAACAUCAACAAGCAGAGAAAUGUCACCCUCAUCCAAAAUCCAGAUGUGCGAGACACCAUUUUGAACCUGACCUUGACAGCCCUUGCUCCUCAGCUUAAAGACUUUCAGCCACAAGACUAUCAACAGUGGUUCCAGGUUUAUUUGGUUCCUGUGAUGGCGAGCAUCCUUCCUAGCAGCUUGCGGGUGAUCCCCAGUAACAUCACCUGUGAAUCCUACCAGGCUGUAUACAAUGGUCUUGAGCAGAGUUUGGAAGCAUUGCCACUGGACCUUUCACAGGGCGUGAGAUCAAGCGAGCAGUACCUCCAGGACACAUUCCCACGUUGCUCAGUUCCAGCUUCCUUUGUGUGCAAGGUGACCCCAGUUCAUGUGAAUCUCAUUUGUGAUGCAGCUGAUGGUUCAAAACUUGAACAGAUCCUAUCAGCUGGCAAUUCCUCUGCAGCCCUGUGCAAUUUCACCAUCACAGAACAUGCCUGUUCCUCUGCUGCCUAUCUCACAUCCAGCAACUUGCCCACACUGCUGAACUGCACACUGAAAAGCCAAAACAUAUACCCGGUAGAAGUCUGGAAGCUUUUCUUCCAAAAAGCUUCUGCUGUACUGGACCAGGCCCUUGAGACAUUUGCUAACAUGGCCAGCAACAACACCUACCCGACCUCAUCAAAUGUGCUCGAGGCUCUUGGAGAAGUGAGAAUUGACAACUUCAGCCAUGUACAACUACAGAGCGAGAAGUUCAUUACCAGCUGGUUCCAGACAAAGAUCCGUCCGUUUCUGGCCGCUCCAUCUUUCAACUUCCUAUUUUGCCUUAGCUCCCAAAACUUCAGCUGCCAGACAUACCAGAUUGUCAUUCAGGCAUUUGGAAGCCAAAAGGCAUCCAUGGACAGAGACAAACAGCAAGCAGUCUUCACUCACUUCAUCAAACCUUUCCUGUCAAGAAAUGACUCAACAGAUCCUGGCUGUGUCUCAUCUAUCACGGGGAGCCAAGAGUGGCUAAAGGCAAACCUUGGCAAGUUCUCUGAUUAUGCAACUCUGCAGGACUUGCAAGCCUUCAAUCCGAAUUUAUCCACUGCUGAAUUGUUGUCAGUCCUCAGUCCUUCUCAGGUGGCACAGCUGCUACUGAGCUCUAGAGCCUCCAAUAACACAGAUUUGAUUGAUCGUGUGUUUGAGCGACUGGAAGAGGGCAACGCUCUGGAAAAUGUGGAUGAAUUCCUCACACAACUGAAAGCCAGUGAACAGAUCCCAGAUUUCCAGCCUGUUGUGAGAGAUCGGGUCAUGAAUAGGACCUUCAUCAUCAUCAGUCCACAUUUCUCCAGCUUCACGACAAAGGACUUUGAAAUUUGGUUCCAAGUGAAACUGAUUACCAUCCUUGCAAGUUUUACUCCAGAAAUGCUCAAAAAUACAACCACAAACAUCAGCUGCACAAACUACCAAGUCAUUGUGAGUGGGAUGGCUUCAGUUAUCCAGGAGAUGCCACUGUACAGACGACAAGAGAUCACACAUGUUCUGCUGGGCUACCUAAGAAGUACUGAAAAUGCCAUCAAUGAGACAGCUUGCAGGCAACAAAAUGACAGUGAUACCCAAUGGCUUGAAGCAAAUCUGGGUCCAUUCGUCCAAUACACAGCAUACUCUGACCUCAAAGACUUCAACAUCUCGACGCUGGAAGUUCUGGACCUUCUUUCACCAUCGCAGAAGGCUGAUCUGAUCCUAGAUCCAAACAGUGGUGCCUUAAACGAUGCACAUGUUGUAAGGGAGGUGUUGACGAGCUUGACGGAGACCAGUGAUUUUGAGCAGCUCAAAGAAUUUUUCGGGGCUUUUGCAAACAUCAACAAGCAGAGAAAUGUCACCCUCAUCCAAAAUCCAGAUGUGCGAGACACCAUUUUGAACCUGACCUUGACAGCCCUUGCUCCUCAGCUUAAAGACUUUCAGCCACAAGACUAUCAACAGUGGUUCCAGGUUUAUUUGGUUCCUGUGAUGGCGAGCAUCCUUCCUAGCAGCUUGCGGGUGAUCCCCAGUAACAUCACCUGUGAAUCCUACCAGGCUGUAUACAAUGGUCUUGAGCAGAGUUUGGAAGCAUUGCCACUGGACCUUUCACAGGGCGUGAGAUCAAGCGAGCAGUACCUCCAGGACACAUUCCCACGUUGCUCAGUUCCAGCUUCCUUUGUGUGCAAGGUGACCCCAGUUCAUGUGAAUCUCAUUUGUGAUGCAGCUGAUGGUUCAAAACUUGAACAGAUCCUAUCAGCUGGCAAUUCUCUGCAGCCCUGUGCAAUUUCACCAUCACAGAACAUGCCUGUUCCUCUGUAA